AUGGACCAAAUAAUUAGUGAUAUUGGAAAUAAUUACGUUUACAUAAUUGUUGAUGAAACAACCGUUCCAAGAGGUUUGUAUAAAUAUUUUUUUUAAUUUCUUAUGUAAUAAAAUAUACUAUUUUCCUUUAGGUUUAGCUAUUGCAAAUGUAUUAAUUGGUAAAUUAGAUGGGGUACCUAGUAAAUCAUAUUUAGUUGCUUAUAAAGAACUAGAAUCCACCAAUUAUAAAUAUAUUUGUCAGUUUAUUAAUUCCUCAUUAAAAAUAUUUCCUGGUAUUGAACAAAAAGUAUUACUUUUUAUCAGUGAUGCUGGUACUUAUAUGAUCAAAGUAGCAAAAACAUUAAAAAUAUUUUGCUCAAAAUUAAUUCAUAUUACACGUAUGGCACACGCGAUUAAAAUAGAAUUCUAA
Molecule: messenger RNA, 409 nt
Organism: Cinara cedri
Lineage: Eukaryota; Metazoa; Arthropoda; Insecta; Hemiptera; Aphididae
Source: the annotation of a GenBank genome assembly